Molecule: messenger RNA, 2376 nt
Organism: Neogale vison (American mink)
Lineage: Eukaryota; Metazoa; Chordata; Mammalia; Carnivora; Mustelidae
Gene: SOCS7
Product: suppressor of cytokine signaling 7
Exons: 10
Coding region: 20-1948 (642 amino acids)
Biological process (GO): phosphatidylinositol phosphate biosynthetic process; intracellular signal transduction
Cellular component (GO): phosphatidylinositol 3-kinase complex
Molecular function (GO): 1-phosphatidylinositol-3-kinase regulator activity
Source: RefSeq, a predicted model, not a curated record
CCCUCCCUCCCUCUCCCCGAUGCAGGGGGCCGAGCUCCGGGACGGCGAGGCGGCGGCGGCCGCCGCUUCGUACCGCGUCCUGAGCCGCCUGCUCGGCUAUGGAGAGGCGGUCCCCGAGCCAGGCCCGCCGCCGCCGCCCCCGGGCCAUGGUCCCCCGCCGCCACCCUUCCUCGCGCGGCCCGGCCCGCGGGGCUCCCGGCCGCCGCAGCUGAUGGUGUUCCGCAACGUGGGUCGGCCGCCGGAGGAGGAGGACGCGGAGGCGGCCCCGGAGCCGGGACCCUCGGAACUGCUGUGUCCCCGGCACCGCUGUGCCCUGGACCCCAAGGCCCUGCCGCCGGGGUUGGCACUCGAGCGGACCUGGGGCCCGGCGGCUGGACUGGAGGCGCAGUUGGCGGCUCUGGGGCUCGGGCAGCCGACGGGGCCGGGGGUCAAGACGGUCGGUGGGGGUUGCUGCCCGUGCCCGUGCCCAUGCCCCCCGCAGCCGCCCCCUCCGCAGCCCCAGCCGCCUGCUGUCGCCCCGCAGGCCGGGGAGGACCCCACGGAAACGAGCGACGCGCUGUUGGUCCUGGAGGGCUUGGAGUCGGAGGCCGAGAGCCUGGAGACGAACAGCUGCUCGGAAGAGGAGCUCAGCAGCCCGGGUCGCGGAGGAGGAGGGGGCGGCCGGCUUCUGCUGCAGCCCCCGGGUCCCGAAUUACCCCCGGCGCCCUUCCCGAUGCAGGACUUGGUCCCCCCAGGGCGCUUGGGUAGAGGGGAGCCGCAGCAACCGCCCCCGCCCCCGCCUCCUCCCGGGCCCCUCCGGCCACUGGCGGGCCCUUCUCGGAAGGGCUCCCUCAAAAUCCGCCUCAGUCGCCUCUUUCGCACGAAGAGCUGCAACGGCGGCUCCGGCGGCGGGGAUGGAGCCGGCAAGAGGCCUUCUGGAGAGCUGGCUGCUUCUGCUGCGAGCCUGACAGACAUGGGAGGCUCUGCGGGCCGGGAGCUGGACGCGGGGAGGAAACCCAGGUUGACAAGAACUCAAAGUGCCUUUUCUCCGGUCUCCUUCAGCCCCCUGUUCACAGGUGAAACUGUGUCGCUUGUGGACGUGGACAUCUCUCAGCGGGGCCUGACCUCUCCACACCCUCCAACUCCCCCUCCUCCUCCGAGAAGAAGCCUCAGCCUCCUAGAUGAUAUCAGUGGGACGCUGCCUACAUCUGUCCUUGUGGCUCCGAUGGGGUCUUCCCUGCAGUCUUUCCCCCUACCUCCGCCUCCUCCACCCCAUGCCCCAGAUGCGUUUCCCCGGAUGGCUCCCAUUCGACCAGCUGAAUCCCUGCACAGCCAGCCCCCCCAGCAUCUCCAGUGUCCCCUCUACCGGCCCGACUCAAGCAGCUUUGCCGCCAGCCUUCGAGAGUUGGAGAAGUGUGGUUGGUACUGGGGACCAAUGAACUGGGAAGAUGCAGAGAUGAAGCUGAAAGGGAAGCCAGACGGCUCUUUCCUGGUACGAGACAGCUCUGACCCUCGUUACAUCCUGAGCCUCAGUUUCCGGUCACAGGGUAUCACCCACCACACAAGAAUGGAGCACUACAGAGGAACUUUCAGUCUGUGGUGUCACCCCAAGUUUGAGGAUCGUUGUCAGUCGGUGGUGGAGUUCAUCAAGAGAGCCAUCAUGCACUCCAAGAAUGGGAAGUUCCUCUAUUUCUUGAGAUCCAGGGUUCCAGGACUACCACCAACUCCAGUCCAGCUGCUCUACCCUGUGUCUAGAUUCAGCAAUGUCAAAUCCCUCCAGCACCUUUGCAGAUUCCGAAUCCGACAGCUCGUCCGGAUAGAUCACAUCCCGGAUCUCCCACUGCCUAAACCUCUGAUCUCUUAUAUCCGAAAGUUCUACUACUAUGAUCCUCAGGAAGAGGUGUACCUGUCUCUAAAGGAAGCGCAGCUCAUUUCCAAACAGAAGCAAGAGGUCGAACCCUCCACGUAGCGAGGGGCCCCCUGCUGAUCGCCACCAAGGGCAUUUGGUUGCCAAGCUCCAGUUUUGAAGAACCAAAUGAAGCUACUGUGGAAGGGGGAGUGAGGAGAAACGAGGGAGUUGGAAGGGCUGAGAUCCUCCAUGCGAAGACUUUGGUCCCCCUCGCAGCCCUGGGGCUUGGAAGAAGCACACGACCACGCUCUGUGCGCGGGGCUCCACCUCGUCACGCCCAGCCCCUGCGCUACCCUGGAGCUGGACGAGCUCCUUGGAAAACUGGAAGAAGUCUCAACACUGUUCCUUUUUUAGACGUUUUGUUUUGGAUAUUUGCAUUUCUCGGUAUGGAAAACUUCCUUUAAAGGCAGCUGGGGUCUGUGCCCAUUGGACUGGAAGUGGUGCCAAGGGUGAUCCAGGUCCAAGGGAGGGGAGGGGAGGGAGGGGAU